UCUUUUAAAAAAAACUAAGCACUUAAUUAUACCUAUGGUAUGCCACACACCCACAACACAACACUUAGCUAAAACCUGAUCUCAGUGAUCUAGUCUCUGCAUGCAACUGCUCUCUCUCUCUCUCUCUGUGCCUCUCUCUUCUCCAAGUCUCUCUCCCCUGCUUAAUUCCAUCCUGAGCUGCAACUUGAUAUCCUGCUCGGUUGUCGUACUUCUCUCUUAAUAUAAACAUUUCCUAAUUAAGGCAGUUAAUCCCGUUGCAAUUUAUUUUCUGAUCUGGAGGUUACAAACACUUCUCUAUCAAAAGUUACACCAUAUAUAGCGGUACUCUCUCAACUUCUUGCGCAAUUUGAUUGCUCCACUUCUCAAAUUAAAUAAUAAUAACAAUAAUAAAAAGAAACCCAACAAAAAAACAGGUAUGGCCUCUCAGUUUCCUGCUUUUCAUUUGCCCCUCAAUUUCCUUCUUUCCAAACCCUCUCAUUUCCAGACCAAUAAUUGUAUCAGACUCCGGCGUUCUAAGCGAAGGAGUCCAUCUCAAGAGCAACGAGCUUCAUUCAUAACCAAAACAGCUAAGAUUCUUCAUAAGGUGAUUCAGUGACUGCAAAAGAAAAUCUCCUAGCCAUAUAGCCUCACAAAUGGUAGUAGAGACGGCCAUAUACUCGGCCUCACAUACAAUUGCUUCCAAUGUCCAAGAGAAAGUUGUUGAACUAAGAUAAAACAACCUCCUAGCAGCUAGCCAAUGAGAUUCUGUUGGUGUACUCCAUAUAGCGACCUAUGAGUCCAACGCCAUAAACAUUAUCAGUUCUUGUGAUUGUCAAAUUCUUUAAGCCUCCAAAGAGACUCUCGCACAAAGUAACUUGCUUUCUCUUCCUUUGAUAACUUGAAGAACGUUUCAAGGACAGUAUUGAAAACGUAGACAUGUGGAGGUCUGCUCUCACGAAAGCAGCCAAUUUAUCUGGGUUUGAUAAUUCAAAGAAAACUGGGACGGAGGUGGAUUUAGUUGAGAAAGUUGUGGAAGGCAUUUGGACCAAAUUGAUUAGCAAAUUGUCAAGUAACUUAAGAGGGUUUGGUUGUAAUUGAAAGCGCAUCCAGCACAUUGAAUCAUUAUUAUGCAUUAAUGAUUCCCUAGAUGUUUGCACUGUAGGCAUUUGGGUUAUGGGUGGUAUUGGCAAGACCCCCCUUGCUGAUGCUGUAUUUUACCGACUCUCUUCUAUCAUGGUAUUGAAAAAUAGAACGGGAACUAAGAAGGUUCAAUGUAUGCUCUUUAACAUGGCUGAAUAUGAAGAUCAGCUACACCUGAGUUGUGCAGCAUUAAAAAAGAUGUCUAAUCUAAGAUUGCUAAAGAUUUAAAAUUCCUGCAUUGGCGACUGCAGCAAAUUAUGUUUUUCUAAAGGCCCCGAGUCUCUUCCCAAUACUAUUUGUUAUCUUUACUGGGAGAGAUACCCUUUGCAAUCUUUGCCAUCAACAUUUUCUGCAUAAAAUCUUGUUGAGCUUCUAAUGCCCCACAGUGAACUUGAGAAACUUUGGAAUAAAGGCCAGAACCUGGGGAACUUAAAACUGAUCGAUCUUAGUUACUCCUAUCAUCUGGCUGAAGUUCCAGAUCUCUCUCAUAGUCAAAAGAUUCGGCAUAUAAAUCUUGAAUGUUGUGCAAGUUUGGUUCAAAUUCAGUCAUAUUUUCAAUAUCUUGACAAGCUUACUUAUAUUCAUCUGGGAAGCUGCUGGAAUUUAAAGAGGGCUGCAAUAAAGGAAUUGCCUUCGUCAGUUUGGUCUAAUGAAAAAAUUUAUUUCUUGGAUAUUGAAUAUUGUGAAUACCUUGAGCAUCUCCCAAGCAGCAGCUGUAAUCUGAAAUUCUGUUCAGAAUUUUCUGUCAUGUGCUGCUCAUCUCUCGGCAAGUUUUUUGAGCUUCCUAGGGAGAUUAAACUUUUAAAGUUGACUGAGACAGCAAUAGAAGUAUUGCCCUCAUCAAUCGAAUGUCUCUAUGGUCUAAAAACAAUUGAGCUUAGAGAGUGUAAGAGGUUUGUGAGUCUCCCAACUAGCAUUUGUAAGUUGAAAUCUCUUGAGAAACUUGAUCUCUCUGGUUGCUGUGAAUUUGAACACUUCCCAGAAAUCUUGGAGCCUAUGGGACGUCUGGAGUUUCUUAGUUUACAAGGAAUGGCAGUUAAAGAGCUACCCUCAUCAAUCGAGUAUCUCUCUGGUCUCAAUAAAAUUCAACUAAAAGGUUGCAGAAGGCUUGUGAGUCUCCCAAUGAGUAUUUGUAAGUUGAAAUGUCUUAAGAUACUUGAUCUGAAUAGUUGCUCUGAAUUUGAAUGCUUCCCAGAAAUCUUGGAGCCUAUGGAAGAUCCGCUAUUGCUCAGUUUAGAAGGCACAUCAGUUAUAGAACUACCGUCCUUGACUCAAAAUCUUUCUGGCAUAAAAGAUUAAAUAUCAGUCAGUUCGAGCACCUUGAGGUUGUCCCUAGUAGCUGUGAUAUCUGUUUGAAACUUAUAAGUUGCGACCCUGCUUAGUAGGUUUGGAAAAGCUAGACCUCAGUUACAGCGGUAUAUCAAAAUUCCCUGAUCACUUGAUUUGCUUAACCUCAUUAUGGUCUUUAGAUCUUCGUGGAACCAUGAUUGAGAGCAUACCUGAAAGCAUCAAGCAAGCUUCUUGGCUGCAUCGCCUAUACUUAACCAAAUGCAAAAGCCUUCAUUCUUUACCAGAGCUCCCGCUAUGGCUGCAUCUUAUAGCGGAUGGCUGCACAUCACUGAAGACAGUAUCAAGUUCAAGGACGACACUCACACAAGGUUGGAGUGAAGAUUAUCGUCGGUUUCUUUUGGACAAGCAACUUAUAUUUUCUAAUUGCCUAAAAUUGGAUCAGAGUGAAAGGAGCAACAUAAUGGCUGAUGCACAGAUUUUAAUCAUGCGAAUGGCAAAGUUGACAUCAAAGUGGUACAGACAACGUUUUGAAUGGUCAAGGGAGUUUAUAUUUGAACCAUCUUUAGUUACGCUUGUUUGUCCGGAAAAUGAAAUUCCAAAUUGGUUUAGCUAUCAAAAUGAGGGAUCUUCAAUAAAUAUCAAGCUUCCUCCAGGUUGGUAUAAUCCAAAUUUAUUUGGUUUCGCUGUGUCUGUUGUUUUUGCAUUUGACAGUAACUUUCAUUUUAAUUGGCAUUACGAGUUCGGAUGUAGUUCCACUUUCAAAACCAAUAAUAGUACACAGCUUGACUCAGC
Molecule: messenger RNA, 3201 nt
Organism: Prunus avium (sweet cherry)
Lineage: Eukaryota; Viridiplantae; Streptophyta; Magnoliopsida; Rosales; Rosaceae
Source: RefSeq, a predicted model, not a curated record